Molecule: messenger RNA, 1335 nt
Organism: Moesziomyces antarcticus
Lineage: Eukaryota; Fungi; Basidiomycota; Ustilaginomycetes; Ustilaginales; Ustilaginaceae
Product: ubiquinol-cytochrome C reductase complex core protein 2 precursor
Exons: 1
Coding region: 1-1335 (444 amino acids)
Cellular component (GO): mitochondrion
Molecular function (GO): metal ion binding
Source: RefSeq, a predicted model, not a curated record
AUGUCGUUCGCUCGUUCCGCCGCGCCCGUCCGCACCGCGCUCCGCACCGCCGCCAACCAGCAGCGCGCCUUCACCACCGCCAAUGCUGCCGGCGUCAAGACCGCCGCUGCUGACGACGGCGCCCUCACCUCCACCGUCACCGUCGCCAUCAAGGCCGGUUCGCGCUACGAGUCCGCCCCUGGUGUCGCCCACGUGCUGAAGAACUACCUCUUCAAGUCCAACCAGAAGCGCUCCGCCCUGCGCCUCGUCCGCGAGGCCGAGUUCUACGGCGGUGUCCUCUCCACCGCCCUCACCAAGGAGCACCUGCUGCUCACCGCCGAGUUCCUGCGCGGCGAUGAGGAGUUCUUCGUCGAGGCCCUCGGCGACGUCCUCUCCAAGUCCAAGUUCGCUGCGCACGAGUUCAACGAGGAGGUGCUCCCCCAGGUGCAGGCCGAGUACGCCCAGGCGCAGUCCAACCCCGCCGUGCUGGGCUACGACAGCCUCCUCCAGACCGCCUACCGCCAACGCAGCCUCGGUCACUCGCUCUUCGCCUCGCCCGCCUCGCCCAUCACCCACCGCCAGACCGUCGACUUUGCGCACGCCGCCUUCGCCAAGGACAACAUCGCCGUGCUCGGUUCGGGCAUCGACUCGGCCAAGCUCAACCAGCUCGUCUCGGCCCACUUUGGCGAGCUCGCCGCCUCCGCCUCGGUCUCCUCCACGCCCGCAAAGUACUUUGGUGGUGAGCAGCGCGUAGCCUUCGCCGCCCCUCACGGCGCCGAGAACACGCGCGCCGCCCACGGCCACUUCUUCGUCGGCUUCGAGGGUGCCGGCCACAAGGACGCCGAGGCUUCGGCCAACCUCGCUGUGCUGCGUGCGCUGCUCGGCGGCGAGUCGUCGGUCAAGUGGAGCAACGGUGUGUCGCCGCUCUCGCAGAUCGCCGAGUCCAUCCCCGGCGCUCGUGCGGCUGCCUUCAACCUCACCUUCUCCGACUCGGGUGUGUUUGGCGCGCACGUCUCGGCGCCCUCGGCUUCGGUCCAGCAGGCCGCAUCCAAGGUCGCUCAGGCGCUCAAGAACGUCGCCGGUGGUCUCAAGGAGGAGGCCAUCAAGGCGGCUGUCGCCAAGGCCAAGUUCGAGCGCGCCACCGUGCUCGAGAACCGCACGGCUGCACACGAGCUCGUCUCGGCCCAGCUGCUCGAGGCCGGCAGCGUGGCUACGCUCGAGAACGCCUUUGCUGCCCUCGACGCCGUGAAGCCGGCAUCGCUGUCCAAGGUCGCAGAGAAGCUGCUCAAGUCCAAGCCAACCACCGUGGCCGUCGGUGACGUCCACAAGCUCCCCUACGCCGACGAGGUGCUUUAA